AUGAUUACGUCCCGAUUGGCUAAUCAGCUGCAGUUGCGUAAAUGCAAAUCAUUCAUGUCGGUGUCUGGAAUUGGCGAUACCGGCUAUGCCACGGACGGAUUCUCUGUUGAUGUGCUCCUACGUUCUCACUGUUCAGAAUACUCGUCUCUUAUUAGUGCAGUCGUCGCUGGCAACAUUACGGAUCUCCAGCCUAGUUUCUGCUUAGAUGUCUCCAAUUGGAAUAUACCAUGCAAUCUUAAUCUCGCUGAUCCAGAAUUCUUUCGACCACAGCGUAUCGAUUUGCUCAUCGGAGCCAGCCUCUUUUAUGAAUUGCUGUGUGUUGGACAAGUUCAGCUCUCAGCUGGCCUACCGUUGCUGCAGAAAACCCGACUUGGAUGGGUUGUGUGUGGAGGCGGUUCACCUGUCGAGAGAAGGUCACUCGUAGCCACAGCCUGCAAGGAUGACACGAAGAGCCCAAGCCUGCCGGAUGAACGUUUAGAUUGUCUGCUCCGCCAGUUCUGGGAAAUAGAGGACUGCUCCGAACCAAUAGUGAAGUGGACAAAGGAAGAGCUGGAUUGCGAAGCGCAUUUUGUGCAACACCCGUCUCGGCUCAAGUCAGGCGCUUAUGCUGUGAGGCUGCCGUUGAAAUGCAGUUCUGAUUUGCUGGGAGAAUCGUAUCCCCAAGCCGUGCGUCGAUUUCUCUCUCUAGAAAGGAAGCUCAGUCGUCACCCUCAAUUGAAGAAUCAGUAUGCUGCGUUUAUAAAAGAGUAUUUGGAGUUGGGCCAUAUGUCUGCAGUUCCUGCUAAUGCGAGCCUCACUUCUCAGUACUUCCUACCUCACCACUGUGUUUUGAAAGAGGACAGUUCAACAACCAAGCUCAGGGUUGUUUUUGAUGGAUCUGCUGCUACCACUUCUGGGUAUUCGUUGAAUGACGUGUUGAUGUCCGGCCCAGUUAUACAGCCAAAGUUGCUUCACAUCCUGUUAAGGUUCCGUUACCAUCGGGUGGCCAUUACAGGAGAUAUCUGCAAAAUGUACCGAUGUGUCAGAGUUUUCCCUGAGGACAGCCAUUUGCAGUGUAUCCUUUGGCGGGAUUCCACCCAGGACGAGUUGCAGGUUUUUAAACUUGACACUGUAACUUAUGGAACAAAACCAGCGUCAUUUUUGUCAGUGCGAGCAAUGCAUCAAUUGGCCGAGGAUAAGCAGUUGAUGUUUUCAAAGGGGGCCGAGAUUCUGCGACGCGACUUUUACGUGGACGAUUUAAUUUCUGGAGGUGCUUCUGUGGCUGAAGCUGUCAACAUCAUGCAGCAAACAUCAGGGAUCCUUGCCAAGGGUCAAUUUCGCUUGAGAAAGUGGUGCCGGAAGAGGAUCGGGAGUCGUUUCUGA
Molecule: messenger RNA, 1362 nt
Organism: Drosophila rhopaloa
Lineage: Eukaryota; Metazoa; Arthropoda; Insecta; Diptera; Drosophilidae
Exons: 1
Coding region: 1-1362 (453 amino acids)
Source: RefSeq, a predicted model, not a curated record